AUGACACGCAAGAACGCCACCCUCUCCAAACGCCGCUCAAAACCGAGCCUCAAAGUAGCAACCGGCCAAAACGGCUAUGCGAAUGGAAACGGGACCGGCAAAAUGAACACCAAUAUCGAAAUGCGCAAGCGCGACACCUCGACCGAGUCUUCCGCCGAGCGUACCUCACGCGUCCUUCAAAACCCCCACUUCUCCCUCGACAAUGAACCUGCCGUCGUGCCUCAAACCCCCGUCCUCGCGACGACCAGCUUUCACAAUCUCCCGCGCAAUGAUAAGCGGAACUUCCUCCUGCUAUGCGUGUUAUACUUUUUGCAAGGUGUGCCGAUGGGUUUAGCGACAGGCUCCGUGCCCUUCCUGCUGAAGCCCUAUCUGUCCUAUGGGCAGAUUGGCGUGUUCUCGCUAGCCUCGUACCCAUACUCGCUCAAGUUGUUCUGGAGUCCCAUCGUGGACGCUGUGAUUGCGGGCCUGGCGAUGAUUUACUUGGGUAGUCAUAUUGGUGAGAUGAUGGAGCAGGCUGGUGCCAAUGGCGGUGCGGGCGUCUGGAACUUUACCUAUUGGUGGUUCCUGCUGGUGUUUUUCUGUGCCACGCAAGACAUUGCUGUGGACGGGUGGGCGAUUACACUCAUGUCGCCGCCAAACAUCUCCUACGCUUCCACCGCUCAGACAGUCGGUCUGACAGCUGGCCAUUUCCUUUCGUAUACCGUGUUCUUGGCAUUCAAUUCCAAGGACUUUGCCAAUCGGUGGUUCCGCGCGGUUCCCGCUGAAGGUGGCUUGAUGUCCCUGGGCGGGUACUUGACCUUCUGGGGGUGGACAUAUCUCAUUGUAACAUUGUGCUUGGCACUGCUCAAGAAGGAAGACCGCACCAAGGAGCGUGACAGCAUCUUGGAUGUGUACAAGAGCAUGUGGAGUGUUCUCAAAUUGAAGAACAUCCAAACUAUCAUCUUGAUUCACCUGAUCGCCAAGAUCGGCUUCCAGGCCAAUGACGGCGUGACCAGCUUGAAAUUGCUGGACAAGGGCUUUGGCCAAGAUAACAUGGCAUUGGUCGUGUUGAUCGAUUUUCCCUUUGAGAUCAUGCUCGGCUAUUACGCGGGCAAAUGGUCCACCGAGUAUACUCCGAUGCGGCUUUGGGGCUGGGCCUUUGUCGGCCGCUUGGCAGCCGCGGUCUUGGCCCAAUUCACCGUGAUGAUCUAUCCCAGCGGCACAGAUGUACCGUUCUGGUAUCUGUUGACCGUUAUUGUCGAGCAUGUGGUCUCGACUUUUAUGAACACAGUGAUGUUCGUGGCCAUCUCAGCGUUCCACGCUCGCAUUGCCGAUCCUGCCAUUGGCGGCACUUACAUGACUCUUCUCGCAACCGUCUCUAACCUAGGCGGCACCUUCCCACGCUACUUCAUCCUUAAGCUGGUCGACCUCUUCACCGAGGCCACCUGCAUUCCACCCACCGUCGCCCCACCUGCCGACACUCUCAAAGAUGCUCUCGUCACCACAGCCUUCUCCUGCGCCCUCGAGCCGGAGAAGAAUCGCUGCAUUAACGGUGGCGGCGUGUGCGAGGUCGGCCGCGACGGCUAUUAUAUCACCAACAUGCUGUGUGUGCUCAUCGGCACAGUCACUUUCUUCAUGUUCAUCAAGCCUGCUGCCAAGAAGCUGCAGAGUCUGCCGCUACGAGCGUGGCGGCUGGGCAAUGGCUCGGGUGGCCGCGAGUAA
This is a messenger RNA of Penicillium daleae, 1701 nucleotides long. RefSeq names its product SD08430p. Lineage: Eukaryota; Fungi; Ascomycota; Eurotiomycetes; Eurotiales; Aspergillaceae. Gene Ontology annotation, molecular function: acetyl-CoA transmembrane transporter activity. The transcript is spliced from 3 exons. The record is from RefSeq and is a predicted model, not a curated record. Bases 1 to 1701 code for a protein of 566 amino acids. Gene Ontology annotation, cellular component: membrane.